UUUGACGCAUUUCCGGGGCGCCGGAACAGAGGCAGGCGGAGGUGGCGGCGCGUCGGGAAGAUGGUGGUGACCAGGUCCGGGAGGCCUCGGGCCACGAUCCAAGCCACGUUGGCUGAAAACUCCCAGCAGAAGAAUUCUGCUAAAAGAAUUCAGGCACAUCCAAAAGGCAGGAAGGAAUGUCUGCCUGUUGACCUAACUACUGCGGAAUCACAAACCACUAGGAAACAAAGUCCAGUCUCUAGAACUCCUAAAACCAGAAAGAGGAAGAGCGGAACUACAGCUUCAUUAUCAGAAAUGAACAAACCAUCUACUGAUGGAGAGACCUCUGAAGCAGAGUCAAAUUGUUCUUCUGUGUCUGAGCUCCAGGAUCCCAUUUUAAGAAUAACUAGGAGACGGCAGAUCUUAGUUGCAUGCACUCCAGUGUCCAGUGUUCGGAAAAGGCUGAAAGUAACUGCUGUAAAUCAGUCUCAUACUGAAGAAGACGACUGUGACUCUGAAGCUGAAUCACAUGUCUCAGGUAUUUCUAGAAUUGUGCCGCCCACAGUAAUAACUACAAGGACCAGAAGUAGUAAGGCUAAAUCUGUAAGAGAUCCAAGCCAAAAAUUACAUGCAGAAGCUGUUUCUGAUGCUGAGUCAUCAUACUCAGACAUUUCUUCAAUUUCUGGAGUUGCAAUUAUGAGAACAAGGAGUAUGCAGAAGAAAUUACAUGCACAAACUGAGGAGAAAGAUACUGAUAUUGUACCAGAAAAUGAAAAACAAAUCAUAAAUAUUCCUGUGAAUUCAGAGGAUUCAGAUACCAGACAAACAACUUGUUUACUAGUAGGAUCGCUUUCUCAGAUAAAUAAGCCAAAUUUCUAUAAUAAUGAAAUUUAUAAUGACUUUGAUGAUGAUUCCUUCCACAGCAAUUCAGAAAAAAAACAAACAGUGCAAAAACGCCGAUGUUUUAAUGUAAGAGAGGAGAAAAAGGCCAGUGUUGCACCUCUCAAAGAAAUAACAAAGGAGAAUUGUAAGAAUUUAGAUGAAGAAGCCAAGGGAAUAGUAGAUGAGGAAAAAGAAAUAAAUAAGAAAAAUUCUCAGUUGGAGAGCCUUUCUGAACCUCGGGAUACUGGCAUUCAGCGGUUAGUUUCUCAAAGGCAUUCAACCCCCCAAAAUAAUAAGACCACAUCAGAGCCCUCAAAUCUGAACUCUGAGGCUAUAAUGAAAUCGUUAGCUCAAACAUUUGCUGUGGUGCAAGUGGACAGAUGGAAUGAAGAAAGAAAGAGCACCGUAAAAACAAGUGACUUGACAGAAUUUGGUGAUGGUGGUAGUGAUGAAGAAAAGUGCACAGUUACAGGUAUCAGUGAAGAUAGGAAUGAAGGAAGGGAUGUAGAUUUUGAGUGUGAAACCAAGCUGUUCAAGUCUGAGCUCCACACAGCCCUGGACAAAGAUGAUUCUGUUUUAUUAGUUCUCAGCAGUGAUGAAAGCCAGCAGUCUGAAAAUAGUGAGAAUGAAGAGGACACUGUGUGUUUUGUUGAAAAUAAUGGUCAAAAGGUGUCAUUAAAUGGAGAAUCAGAAAAUAUGUCAUGUGACAAUGCAUUGUUUGUAAUUGACACAACUCCUGGCUUGAGUACUGAUAAACAUUUUUACUUGGAUGAGGGAGACAAGGCAAGUGAAGUUGCUACUGAGGAAGAAAAAGAGGAGGAAGAGGAUGAAAAAAGUGAAGAACCAUCAGAUCAUGACAGAAACAAAGAUAGUGAGUUUAGUGAUGAAGACGACUUACUAAAUAGCACAAAGUCUAAACUUCUGAAGUUGACGAGCAGCAGCAUAGACCCUGGUAUGAGUAUCAAGCAGUUGGGUGGUUUGUAUAUUAAUUUCAAUGCAGACAAACUACAGUCGAACAAGAGAACCCUAACACAGAUCAAGGAGAAAAAGAAAGAUGAACUUUUGCAGAAAGCUGUCAUUACUCCUGAUUUUGAAAAGAACUACUGUGUCCCACCUUAUAGUGAAUCAAAGCAUCAACUUCAGAAAAAACGCAGAAAAGAACGACAGAAAACAGCAGGUGAUGGCUGGUUUGGUAUGAAAGCUCCAGAAUUGACAGAUGAACUAAAAAAUGAUCUCAAAGCACUGAAGAUGAGAGCUAGCAUGGACCCAAAAAGGUUUUACAAGAAAAAUGAUAGGGAUGGCUUCCCCAAGUACUUCCAGAUUGGAACCAUUGUUGACAAUCCAGCUGACUUCUACCAUUCACGAAUUCCCAAAAAACAAAGGAAGAGAACUAUAGUGGAAGAAUUGCUGGCUGAUUCUGAGUUCAGAAGGUAUAAUCGAAGGAAGUACUCAGAAAUCAUGGCUGAAAAAGCAGCAAAUGCAGCAGGAAAGAAGUUUCGAAAGAAGAAGAAAUUUCGCAAUUAAGAUUCACCAAGCCACAGUAUUUUACAUCUCCUUUUAUUUACUCAAGAUGUUUUGAAAAUUAGCAUCAUCACAUAAAUUAAUAUAGACUGGCCCUGUUUGAAAAAAGUUGACUUGAGGGAGAAUCAGUCACAUACCCCUUGGGAUAAAAAGAUGUGUCUACUAAAGACCCACCCAUGUUUAGACCCUUUGAGGAAAAAAAAGGAAAACCUCUACCAUUUUAAUAUGACUUUUGUAAAGUUUUCAACACUUGGUUAUUUAAAGAACAUUGAAUUAAAAACAUUUAGAAGGUA
Ailuropoda melanoleuca (giant panda) is the source of this 2675-nucleotide messenger RNA. It is a transcript of the gene DNTTIP2, whose product is annotated as deoxynucleotidyltransferase terminal interacting protein 2. Bases 61 to 2385 code for a protein of 774 amino acids. The record is from RefSeq and is a predicted model, not a curated record. Lineage: Eukaryota; Metazoa; Chordata; Mammalia; Carnivora; Ursidae. Gene Ontology annotation, cellular component: nucleolus. Gene Ontology annotation, biological process: RNA processing. Gene Ontology annotation, molecular function: RNA binding. The transcript is spliced from 7 exons.